Cynoglossus semilaevis (tongue sole) is the source of this 2512-nucleotide messenger RNA. It is a transcript of the gene lgi1b, whose product is annotated as leucine-rich, glioma inactivated 1b. Gene Ontology annotation, molecular function: protein binding. Gene Ontology annotation, biological process: myelination. The record is from RefSeq and is a predicted model, not a curated record. The transcript is spliced from 11 exons. NCBI's taxonomy places the organism in Eukaryota, Metazoa, Chordata, Actinopteri, Pleuronectiformes, Cynoglossidae. The coding region runs from base 613 to 2250 and encodes 545 amino acids.
AAACAUGUGGCAGAGUCAUGGGUUCAAAUACGUGUACGCAGAUCAAACGGCAAUGAUUUCCAAAGCUGCUCCCUCAUUUAGGGGUCACCACAGGAAGUAAUCAUAAUUUAUCCUGUUCAAUGACUCAGGAACUGGAACAUUUCACCCCAGACACCUUGGUGGUCUUGAGAUUUCUUUGCACCCCCCCCAGAGAUUCAGGACAAUGUGCACCCCCACACAGCCUCCUCCAUUUGGUACGCACUGAUUCAAAAACAACACUUCGUGAAGGGGAGCAAUUCUCAAAGUGGUGCUUCUUCCUCAUCUCAUUGGCGACCACUUAUUCCACAUGGGACGGUGGGUUGAUUGGUUUUUAUAAUUAAAAAAGAAAACACCCAGACUGCUCUUUGCUGCCAUGCAUGUCUUGUCUGUCCUGCAUUUGUAAUCCUGCUCCCUGCAAAACGAAUCCGCUGGACUGGUGCCUUUCCAAUUGAGACGCAAGAAGCAUAGAGACAAGCCUGCAACAUACACCGGGUUUGAUCAUUUAAACAAACAAACGGGGAGCGAAAACAAACGCUUUCGAUCCCGCGCAAGUUGCAUGUAAGUGACGAGUCCUCCUGGAGCGGGGCAGACGAGAUGGGAUACCCGGGUAGAGCAGACAGAGGAUGGGGAGGAUGGACGCUGCUGGUGUGGGUCGCCGCCGUCAGCAGUCUGAUCUCAGCUGCAGACGCCCGGAAGCUGAAGCAGCCCAGAUGUCCUCCAGGAUGUAUCUGCACCAAAGAUAAUGCCCUGUGCGAGGAUGUCCAGUCGGUGCCCCACAUUUUUCCCCCGGACGUCGUCUCACUAUCAUUCGUCAAGUCUGGAUUCAACGAAAUCUCCGGAGGAAGCUUCGUUCACACGCCUGCCCUUCAGCUGCUGUUAUUCACAGCAAACUCAUUUGACCUCAUUGAUGAAGAUGCGUUUCUGGGUUUACCACACCUGGAAUACUUAUUUAUUGAAAACAACAAAAUUACAUCAAUAUCCUCAUUCGCUUUCCGGGGCUUAAAAACACUGUUACAUCUGAGUCUCGCCUACAACAAUCUUGAGACGCUGCCAAAAGAUGUCUUCAAAGGCAUGGAUGCUUUGACCAAAGUUGAUCUACGGGGUAACAACCUGAUAUGUGACUGUAAGCUCAAAUGGCUGGUAGAGUGGAUGCAUCAAACCAAUGCCACUCUGGAUGACAUCUACUGCAGUGGUCCACCAGUAAACCAGGGCAAGAGACUGAAUGACCUGCUGCCACACUCCUUUGACUGUAUCACAACAGGUAACUCACUGAAGUUCGAGUCCAUUUCAGUGGAGGCCUUCACCUUUGGUAAAGACCAAUAUGUUGUGUUUCCGCAACCGUUUGCUGGGACGUGCAGCUUCCUGGAAUGGGAUCAUGUGGAGAUGACCUUCAGACCCUUUGAAACUAUUGAAAGCACCUCCACCGUGGUCUGCAAGCCAAUGGUGAUCGACAACCAACUCUUUAUCAUCGUGGCCCAGUUGUUCGGCGGCUCGCACAUUUACAAGCGCGACGUCUCCGCGAACAAGUUCAUCAAGAUCCAAGACAUCGACAUACUGAAGAUACGCAAGCCCAACGACGUGGAGACGUUCGUGAUUGACGGAGAGUCUUUCUUUGUCAUCGCCGACAGCUCUAAGGCUGGAUCCACAACCGUGUACAAAUGGAACGGCAACGGCUUCUACUCCCACCAGUCGCUGCACCCGUGGUACAGGGACACAGAUGUGGAAUAUUUGGAGAUUUCCCACAAACCACAUCUGAUCCUGUCGAGCAGCUCCCAGAGGCCCGUAGUGUACCAGUGGAACAGGGGCCAGAAGCAGUUUGACCGCAGGACUGACAUACCGGAUAUGGAAGACGUCUUUUCUGUCAAACACUUCCGGGUUAAAGGUGAUCUGUUUAUAUGCCUGACAAGAUUCAUCGGGGACUCCAAGGUGAUGCGUUGGGAUGGUGCCAUGUUCAAGGAGGUCCAGACAUUUCCCUCUCGCGGCUCAAUGGUGUUCCAGCCUGUCACCAUCGACAAAUGGCAGUAUGCCAUCUUGGGAAGUGAUUACUCACUGACCCAGGUCUACCAAUGGGAGCCUAAGAGAGGGGUGUUUGUUCCAGCCCAAGAGUUGAAUAUCCAGGCACCCAGGGCAUUUGCUUUGGUCACCAUAGAUGACCGGGUAUUUCUGUUUGCAUCCAGCUUUAAGGGGAAAACUCAAAUUUAUGAACACUUAAUGAUUGAUUUGAGUACUUAAACUCAUGGCCAGGGUAGGGAACAUCCUUCAUUUCGACUCAAUGGUUUUUUUUUUUUCGUUUGAUUUUCUUAACAUUCACACUAAGCCUACUAGCAACGUUAUAGGUAAGAAUACUGUAUUAUUACGUUGGGCUGGGUUUUUUUAAUUAGUUAAAAUGUUUACUGUGUCUGGGACAACACUAAAAUGUGUGGUAAUGUGCUGCAGUUACAGUAUUUCCUGGAAAUUAAGCCACAACCAAUCACUGGAAGUGUCUACAGUAUAU